AUGAUUCGCAUUGUAGCUGGAACGUACGAAGGCUUGUUGUAUGGAUGGGAGUGCCCGAUAGUGACCGCAGGUGAAAGUACUAAGAUGAGACUUACAUUUGGUUAUGCGGCACACUCGGAAUGCAUCAAGAGCGUAGCAUUGAUGGGUGCCAAGCAAAGUAAAACGCUUCUUUCUGGUAGCAGCGAUGAGAUGAUUAAGAUCUACAAUGUGGAAAAGCGCGUGGAGGUUGGUAGUUUAAUAGAGCAGCACGGGGCUAUCACGAGCCUCGAGAUUUUUGGUCAGAGUCAUGUCCUCAGUGGCAGCGCCGACAAUUCUAUAUGUAUCUGGCGUACAUCGGACUGGAACUGCUUACACAUUCUUGGUGGUCACAAGGGUGAAAUUAACGCGAUUGCAGUGCACCCGAGCGGAAAAAUGUGCUUUUCAGUGGCACGCGAUUGUACGCUGCGUAUGUGGAACCUUGUUAAGGGCCGUAUAUCUUUUAUUCGGCGAUUAGAAAAAGAGGCAGAGCUUGUCAUGAUCUCGCAAAAAGGUACACACUAUGCGCUAGGAUUCGGCAAGGAUUUGUCGAUAUUUAAUAUGAACGCAGAGCUGGUUGGCACGCUGGAGCACACGAAAAAAAUUCAUUGUGCCGUUUUUGUUACGGAUGAAUACGUCGUCUGUGGUGGUGAUGAUAAGCAUAUUCAUAUUUGGAAGACUAAUGGAACACUUGUCGGAAAAGUGACUCACAAGGAUAUCGGUGCCCGCAUUAGGUGCCUUCAGAUUGUUUACCCGCAUGGUGAAAAAAAAUUGCCGUGGAUCGUGCUAGCUACGUCGGACGGCACGUUUCAGAUUUGGGAUUUUGCCUCGUUUGCGCUGGAUGAUUUGUCACCCGAGAAAUUAAGCAAGUCGUUGGAGCCGUUAGCCUCGACUGUGCUUCUCACGAAGCCUCGUGUCACGUGCCUCUCCGUGGUUGUUGCACGUGAAAAAGAUGAUUUUAUAAAUUGCAACAGCGAGGUAACUAUUCAAAAGGCAAAAACGAAAAAGAAAGCCGUGAAGGAGAUGGAUAAAAUAUCUUUAGCUCUUGCUGCAGGAGUACCUCACGUUGUUGUUGAGACUGGAGAUGAGAACAAGUUUAUGAGUGAAGAUGAUUUACUCGAAAAGCGCAAAUUGUCUCAUGGUAAGCAGCAGAAAAGCAAGAAAACGCAUAAGAAGUUGCGGAGGUAG
Molecule: messenger RNA, 1203 nt
Organism: Peronospora belbahrii
Lineage: Eukaryota; Oomycota; Peronosporomycetes; Peronosporales; Peronosporaceae
Source: the annotation of a GenBank genome assembly